CGCGAGGUCUGUUUAUUUUUGAUUUUUCGUUAGAUAGCUGCAGUUCCACGUCGGCAAUUCGCAAGAGUAAUGCGCCUCUUCGUCGUGCCUCGUCCCGUGCAUCGUAUUCGAAAACCAAUUGACCCAUAGGAGCAAUUGCCAUGGAAACGAAAAUGAGCAGCUCCGAGGAAGUGUCUUGGAUCUCGUGGUUUUGCGGCUUGCGCGGGAACGAGUUCUUUUGCGAGGUGGAUGAGGAUUAUAUUCAAGAUAAAUUUAAUUUAACGGGAUUGAAUGAACAAGUACCACAUUACCGUCAAGCAUUGGAUAUGAUUCUUGAUCUUGAACCUGAUGAUGAUUUGGAUGAUAAUCCAAAUCAAUCAGACCUGGUCGAGCAAGCAGCAGAAAUGCUUUAUGGUCUUAUUCACGCACGUUAUAUACUUACCAAUCGUGGCAUCGCUCAGAUGAUAGAAAAAUACCAAGCAGGUGAUUUCGGUCAUUGCCCGCGAGUUUAUUGUGAAUCCCAACCGAUGUUGCCAUUAGGCCUCAGCGAUGUUCCUGGUGAGGCAAUGGUCAAGAGCUACUGUCCCAAAUGUAUGGAUGUCUACACUCCAAAGAGCUCGAGACAUCAUCACACCGAUGGAGCUUAUUUUGGAACAGGAUUUCCACAUAUGCUGUUUAUGGUUCAUCCUGAAUACAGACCGAAACGUGCGGCAAAUCAAUUUGUACCUAGAUUAUAUGGCUUUAAAAUUCAUCCUUUAGCAUAUCAGAUUCAGCAACAGUCUGCAUCCACGUUCAAAGCACCUUUACGAGCUCUUAAUUAUAAUAAUGGAAAACGUUAAGGUCAUUUUGGAAUAGCCUAGAAUACUUCCUUUCAUUACUCGCAAUUUCUAAUUUCGUCCUGAAGAUUCAAAUAAAAUAUUUUUUAUA
Messenger RNA from Camponotus floridanus (Florida carpenter ant), 906 nucleotides. It is a transcript of the gene CkIIbeta, whose product is annotated as casein kinase II subunit beta. Gene Ontology annotation, molecular function: protein kinase regulator activity. The coding region runs from base 141 to 818 and encodes 225 amino acids. Gene Ontology annotation, cellular component: protein kinase CK2 complex; cytoplasm. NCBI's taxonomy places the organism in Eukaryota, Metazoa, Arthropoda, Insecta, Hymenoptera, Formicidae. The record is from RefSeq and is a predicted model, not a curated record. The transcript is spliced from 5 exons.